CCCUUCUCACCGCAGACUGAACGUCACGUCCGCACUUGAACUUGAGUUUUCUCCCAUCGUAGAAGCCAGAGAGCCGCACAGAGCCGCACAGAGUCGCACACAGUCCGGGGAUGCGGGACUCUGCAGCAAGCACAAAGAGAAAAGAGGGUGUCAGUCUGUACUCAGACCAGUACUGGGCUUUGACUUGAAGAGUUAAAGUCUAACCCGCCCGCCCGGCCGGCACUGUCAGUGCAGCAGCUGAAGUGCCCACCACUUGGCGACAUCUCGUGAAGUGCCGUGAAGAAAACUGGAUUCCUAUUUUACGCACGUUUAGACGUUAAUUGGCGUCCUGUCACCUUCUUCAUCCACGCAGGAACGAAAGGUGUCCACUGUGGCCGGAUAGUGGACACAGGUAGUGACUGACCAAGAAGUGACCGCCGACCUCCCGCGACUUACCGUGUCUCCAUCCCUUCAACACCGCGUCUUCAUCGGCUCUCCUGUGACAGAUGGUGUGAGAGCAGCGGAAGGAGGACCCGGACUAUCGCCCAUCCUCAUCUCCACUGUGACCGAAGAAAGGUGCACAACCACUUUGACGACGAGAGCCCAGGAGCCGAGCGCUGCGCCACGGCCGGUCUCACCAGAGCGCAGGAGCCGCUGCACACUGAAGAGACAACCGCCGCGCGGGAGUCAGCUCGGGGGCCACAUUUGGAGCCAGUGCAAAGCGGGCAAUUUGAGGUGGCCAGCGACCGGUCGGUUUUGGGGCCAGCUUGGCCAGUCACAGAAACAGCAGGAGGAGGUGGAGGAGAAGGAGAGCCGACCCUUCCAGCGCCGCUCUCCGGGCGAUGCCAGUGUAAAUGCCAGGGCAAUGUCCCGACGCAAGCAGGGGAACCCGCAGCACCUGUCCCAGAGAGAAAUAACAUCGGAAGUUGAGCAUCCAGAUGGCGCUCUGCUCUCCAACUCUCUACCUUCCCACCCACUUGGCCUACCCUCCCAUCCACUUGGCCUACCUCCCCACCCUUUGGACCACAGCUUGGCCCACACCCUGCCGCCUGGCCUCCACGCCGACCACGACCUGCUGACCUGCGGCCAGUGCCAGAUGACCUUCCCACUCGGCGACAUCGUCCUCUUCAUUGAGCACAAAAAGAAGCAGUGCCAAAUGCCGCUGCUGGCCAAUGGCUGUUACGACAAGAUGAACGACAGAGGAGGACAAGGGGGGAGUCCCACUCUGCAGAGCCUUCAUCAUUACACCCAGCGGGUCGAGCUGAGGAAGGUGGUGGAGCCGGUGGAGAUAGGCAUCCAGGUGACACCGGAGGAGGAGGAGGUGGGAGGAGUAAGGGAAAGAGGUGAGAGGGGAGAGAAGACGCCCAUCAAAGGAAUUUGCCCCAAGCAGGAGAACACACCAACGGGUGGCAGGGACGAGCCCUCCAGCUAUAUAUGUACCACCUGUAAGCAGCCCUUCCCCAGCGCCUGGUUCCUGCUGCAGCAUGCCCAGAACACCCAUGGCAUUCGCAUUUAUUUGGAGUCCAACCCCUCUAGCACAGCCCUCACCCCUCGUCUCACUAUGCCUCCACCCAUGGGCAAUGACUCCAUCCCACAGUCCCCCCUAACCAACUUUCUAGGAGACAAUAACCCCUUCCAUCUCCUGAGGAUGACAGGUCCCCUGCUUCGGGAACCUCCCCCAGGCUUUGUGGAAAACCGUCUCCCCAACACGCCUCCAUUUGUCAGUCCGCCUCCCCGCCAUCACCUGGACCCCCAUCGGCUGGAACGCCUUAGCGCUGAGGAAAUGGGCCUCAUCUCCCAACACCCCAGUGCCUUUGAGAGGGUAAUGCGGCUCACACCCAUGGCUAUGGAGUCUCAGUCGAUGGACUUCUCCAGGCGGUUACGCGAGUUGGCAGGGAACACUAACAGUACCACUCCACCACUGUCACCCAGCAGGCCCAACCCUAUGCACCGGCUACUAAAUCCCAAUCCAUUCCAACCUGGGCCUAAAUCGCCCUUUCUGAGCACCCCUCCCUUGCCCCCUAUGCCCCCAAACAGCACCACUCCUCCUCAGACACAGAACAAGGUUAAAUCCUGUGAGUUCUGUGGUAAGACUUUCAAGUUUCAGAGCAACUUGGUGGUGCACCGGCGCAGCCAUACUGGAGAAAAACCAUACAAGUGCCAGCUGUGUGACCACGCCUGCUCUCAGGCAAGCAAGCUGAAGCGCCACAUGAAGACUCACAUGCACAAGGCUGGAUCACUGACAGGGCGCUCCGAUGAUGGCCUUUCAACAACAAGUUCCCCAGAGCCAGGCACCAGUGAUGUCACAGGAGAGGGUAUGAAAAAUCGGGAUGGGGACUUCCAGGGGGAAGGCAACGAGGAGGAAGAAGAGGAAGAGGAAGAAGAGGAACUUGAGAAUGAGAGCCGACCAGAAUCUAACUUCAGCAUGGAAUCUGAGUUCUACCGGAACAGGGAGAAUGGUUCUAAACCUCAUUCAGAAGAAAAGUCAUCACUUGCCCUAGAGAAGAUGGUGGAAGGUGGCGGGCUCAACUCCAUACAGCAGUACAAUAAUUUGAUAGUUGACAAUCGUAAAAGGAUGCCCUUCUCCAAGAGGGGUUUGGAUGGCCAGCGUGACACUGGAGACGAGAAUUCAGUGGCUGAGGAAAUGGACCACCACCAGCAGGAAGAGAGGACAACUAUUAAUGGCCGGAACUGUGGCUCCGGUGACUCUUUCUCAGGCCUGUUUCCCCGUAAACCUACCCCCAUCACCAGCCCCGCCCUGUCGAACUCCUCAAAUAAGAGGAUCAAGAUUGAGAAAGACUUGGACAUUCCCCCAGCCCCCCACAUCCCUUCUGAGAACGUGUACUCCCAGUGGUUGGUGGGCUACGCUGCCUCACGCCACUUCAUAAAAGACCCCUUCCUAGGCUUCACUGACUCCAGACAAUCGCCCUUUGCCACUUCUUCUGAGCACUCAUCAGAAAACGGCAGUCUACGGUUCUCAACGCCUCCAGGUGACCUGCUGGAUGGGGGCCUGUCUGGCCGCAGUGGUACUGCCAGUGGGGGCAGCACACCACAUCUAGGUGGAGGUCCCGGUCGACCAAGCUCCAAGGACAGCAGGAGGUGCGACACCUGCGAAUUCUGUGGCAAAGUUUUUAAGAACUGUAGCAACCUGACGGUGCACCGACGCAGUCACACUGGCGAAAGGCCCUACAAGUGUGAGCUGUGCAACUAUGCCUGCGCCCAGAGUUCUAAACUCACACGCCACAUGAAGACACACGGCCAGCUUGGUAAGGAGGUCUACCGCUGUGACAUUUGCCAAAUGCCCUUCAGUGUGUAUAGCACUCUGGAGAAACAUAUGAAAAAGUGGCAUGGAGAACAUUUGAUGACCAGUGAGGUCAAAAUUGAGCAAGCAGAGAGAGCCUAAAGCAAGUUUCCUAUGUCCAUAUUCUGCACCACAUUUUGACUUAAAAUAAAUAAUGGGGUAGCUGGAUACUUUUUUUAAAUGAAAUAUUAAUUUUGGUUAAUUUUGUGUUUUUGAUUAAAAAACUGCCAACUGAGAAAAAAAAAGUAAAAACAGAGAUCUUACACCAACUGAAGCUGUCUAAACUGCCUCAUUUGGCAUUCAUUUUUAAACAAUCAGUCGGUUGAGUUACAAAAUAUGUGGAGCCUUUAACUGUGCAAUAAUUUCUGUAUUUAUUGGAUUUUGUAUUUUGGCAUGAGCAGGUACAUUUUUAUUAAGAUUUUUUUUUUUUUUAAUGUUAGUUAGAUUUUUAUUUGAUUUCGAUUUUGUUUUUGUUUUUUAAACCCACAUGAUAUCCUGAGAGUUCUUUAGAGGACAAAAAUCCAUUUUAAGUCUUUUUGGCCACUGCUUGUAGGAAAUUGUAUAUUAAGCUAAAUGUGUAAUUUCUUGAGAAUAUGCUGAAUUCAAUCUUCAAUUUGAAAGUGGCGUUAACUGAGAAUGCUAGAAUUAGUCUAUUUUAUGUGACAACGAUACGCGGACAACAAUCCUUUGGCAUUGUAGCAUGAACUGACUCUAAAACAUGUCAAUAUAAUUGGAUAUGUAGCACUGAGUGUCAUAUUUGACAGUAAAUGUAAAAUGAAGGAGGAUCCCAAGGUUCAUAAACCCUGUCUCCUCCUGAAACAGAUUCUGAAUAAGGCAGCUGUUGACUGGUACGUUGUGCCAAGCUCUGACAACGCUAUGAGUACCCUCCCUCGUUUCUUCUACUCACUCCCCCCUUUCCUAUUACUACCGACUCACCUACAUUCAUAAAUCCAUGCAUUAUAUUUUGCAUGAAGCCAUAUGACCUAGGCUAUAUUAUUUAUUACGAGUAAGUGAGCAUGAAGCCAUGAAGAGUGCGCAUAGAGAGAUAGGGAAAAAGAAACAGAGAGAGCACAGGGACAUCUCAGGGUAAACUGUACUGCUUUCCUUUAUUUACCCAUUCAUUCCUAUAUUGCCACUUGUCAAGCAACUUUCAAAGCAUCUUCACUUCAUCAGUCAUUGUAAUCACUCCCUGCCAAGACGAAGCUUGGAGCCUAAGCUUUAACCUAAUUUCAAAAUCCUCAUUUAUAUUUGAGUCAGUGUCUCCAAUUCUAACUUUAAUUUGUUUAAAGAGGGUAAAAUGUAAGUACAUACUACCACUUUAAUUAGACUUCUGCAGAUCCUUUAACUCUCAGAUUUUAUAGUUAAAAUUGUAUAAAAAAAAAUCAUCAUCCCUAUGCAUUUUGUGCUAAAAAUAUAUUGCAAUUUGUUGAAACGACAUUAGUAGUAAAUUUUGACUUGUAAUAUUGUAGUGAUUCUAUAAUUGAAGUCACCUCUAGAUGAAUCAGAAUUUUUCAAAGCUUCAUUGUUAGUUGUGGGACACGUUUGCGUAGAAGAGGAACAUGUAUCAGUGUGUGCUGAAAGAAUAAAACUAAUUUCCACUAUGCCCAACGGCAUCUGUUUGCUCCAUGCCUUUAAAUGAAUAAAUACAUCACAAUCACAUUUUUCUUUAAGCCCCAUCCACAUUCAUUAUGGCACUAUUUUAUUUUUUUUUUUUAAGUUGUCAAUGUGAAUACACGCAGCUCUAAACAACAGACCUGCACUUUAUGAUUUUUCCGUCUGACACACACAGAAAUCUGGACAGAAAAACGUACUAAAGGGUCUGGAGCUUGGGAUCUCCCGAUGUUAAAGUGCCCAGGGUUGUUAGGCUUGGCUUUCCUAAUGCUGGCACUAUAAAAUUCAGUAAACGAAUAAUGAUCAUUUAUUUGGGACAGUUUUUGUACUGCUAUUCAAUUUGACAUGAGUGUGCCUUGAACAAUGAUCUUCCUUGUUAUUGUAGACAAAUGGAACACUUUUUAUGGAGUAUCAAAAUGAACAAGAAAAUAGAUGCAAAAAUGUGACAUUUGAAAGCUCAACAUAAUUAUUUAAAUUAAUACAAAAGAAACAAUGCUGAGUUUAGGUUUAGGAGUACCCAGCACAAUAUUAAUGUGUUUGUGUGUGUAUAUAUGUAUGCAUAUGUACAUAUAAAGGCACAAACUUAUAUAUAGAUCUUUAUCAAAUUCCUCACUCACAAGAACAAGAGUCAGUCCCUCAACAGAAAAAUUCCGGGAGUGCACAAAAGCCACACAAAAAGUUAAGGAAGAGACUGGACUAAAAUCAGGAAAUGAAGAAACUUAAAAAAAAAAAAAAAAAAAUUAGUGCACUCUAUCUUAAAAUAAGUUUACAGUAUUGAUACAAGUACAAGGGUAAAAUAAUAUUUGUGUGUAUGUGUGUUUAAGCAAGUAUUUUUUAUUUCAGGUUUACUUCUAAACUUUCUCUGAAUGCCCGAGUGGCAACGUGUACAUUGAUUUUCCUUUGUUUUUUCUCUUUUCUUUGGUGACGGGGUUUUAGUAUAAAUAUAUAUAUAAAUAUAUAUGAAUAUAUAUUACAUUUUUCUUGUUUACUGUAAAAGUAUACCAGUAUUUGUAAUAUUCAAGAAUGCCUGGGCAUUUUACAAAAAUAUAAAAAAGGUUAAUUUUAAUUCUUUAUUUUACAGUCCAAUUUAAAUUGUGGGUCUCUUAAACUGUUUUUGUCACUGUAACUGUAAAAGUCUUAAGUUUUAGUAACUUUUAUUCUGCCUUGGGUGUAAUGAAAUUAAAAAAAAAAAAUAAAUGAAUUAAAAAAAAUGACUGAGCUGUAACAAACUUGGAUUUGGUAGUGGGGUUUGGGGUGCAGGGUGGUGGGUGGGUGGGUGAUCCACUAGAGAGGGAGGCUUUCUCCCUUAGAGAACAUUGGUUCUGCUAUUCAGGAAAAAAAAAAAACACACUGAGAAUCCUGGCUUGUAUCUAUUUUUCUUCUUCUGGAAUGGAUUAUUCUUCAUGGAUGGUUUAAAUUACAUGUAUAGGCACUUGCUGUCUCUCCUAAGGAGCUUGUCUUUUUUUAACUUGUAGACUAUGUGCAUCCUUUGUGAAUAGGGUACUCUGGGUACCUCAGGACGUCUUGCUCUUAUUUUGGGUGCAGCAGUAGGGUGACAUUAUUCCAGUGACCAAUCCAACUCACCUGCUGCCACAUUCUGUUUUUCCUCUCAGUGUGCAGGAUAAACAGAACCUGAUGAAUUUGUACUGUUGUAAUGACUCAUGUUGUACAGAAAGGGAACAAAAAGGUUGUUAAACAGCCUUUAGUUACAAAAACACAACUUGCUGUUUUUUUUCCACUCCAUUGGUUGUACAUAGUUUUUUAUGACUACGCUGUUUUCAUUCUGUUUGACUUUUUUUGUUUGUGAUUUCUAACUGGCACUGGCAGUGACUUCCCUGUGUUUGAAGGGAGGGUGUGUGUGUGUGUGUGUGCGUGUGUGUGUGUGUGUGUGUGUGUGUGUGUGUGUGUGUGUGUGUGUGUGUGUGUGUGUGUGUGCGUGUGUGUGUGGGGAUGGGGUGUUCUUCUGUUUGACCUUUGUGACCUCCAUGUCAGUUUUCAGGCAAAUGCCUUCCCAGUUGAUAUUUCUCGGCAUGAGAACAGAGCACAAAUACAAGCUGUUACAAUUCCCCAUUCUUUGCUUGUUUGUCUCAUUUUGUUCUUUGGUUUCACAGAAAGGGACCACGGACAAAAACAACUACAGCAUCAACCAUGAGAGGCUAUUUCUCAUGCAUAUGGGCUACGUUUUAAACACAAACACAUGCACUGCUGCUGGAACGAGCCGCAGAAAGAACAAUCAUUUAAACACCUUCCAAUGACAAAAGAUGCAGAAGAAAACGGUUGGGGCUUUGAUAAAACACUUCUCAAAAGAGUAUGCCUAAUAUUUUCUUUCAUGGUGCUUUCAUUUAGUCUCCCACAGGUCCUUCCAAUUCAAAUCCAAUCAAUGCCACAUUCCAUACUGGCGGCUUUCCUUGUAUUUGUACUGAAAUAGUAAUAAAGAUACAAUGCAUUGGGAUGAUGCUGAGAAAAUGUCAUUAUUGUUCUGUAAUAAUGUUUAAAUGCAGACAGGGAGGGCUGGGGACGGCACUUUCUGGAGUAAGGAUGUACUGCUGUUUGUGAUGUCGCUUAAUUUAAAUACAUGAACUACGUUUCAUAGGCUGCAGCUUGUGUUCUCUCUGAUGUCACUGAGGUGCUGCCAGUGGUUGCCAUUGGCUGAUUACAGUAAACAUGACAUUCAGACUC
Molecule: messenger RNA, 7570 nt
Organism: Mugil cephalus (flathead mullet)
Lineage: Eukaryota; Metazoa; Chordata; Actinopteri; Mugiliformes; Mugilidae
Gene: bcl11ba
Product: BAF chromatin remodeling complex subunit BCL11B a
Exons: 3
Coding region: 845-3382 (845 amino acids)
Biological process (GO): positive regulation of transcription by RNA polymerase II
Cellular component (GO): nucleus
Molecular function (GO): DNA-binding transcription factor activity; RNA polymerase II cis-regulatory region sequence-specific DNA binding
Source: RefSeq, a predicted model, not a curated record